UUUCAGUCAGUCAGUGCGGCCUUCUUUUGAAGAUUUGCAUAAGGGCCCCAUCAGCCAGCCCACUAAUUACCAUGUUUUACAUUCCCUGCCCUCCAAAAGCAUCAUGGCAAAUUAUAUCCCUCUCCUCAACUGGGAAGUAAACCAGCCUCUCUGAGCAGGUGUCAGGAGUAGGACAUUCACAUAAAACAGGAGCAGGAGAGGCUAGACAUCGAUUUUUAAAAAAAUUAUAUAUUUAUUUUCUUUAUUCUCCCCAACCUUCCCUUCCCUUUUCGUUGUGAGAAUAUAUAUUUGUUUUAAUGUUCUCGAAAAUGGUGUCCAAGCUGACAUCUCUCCAACAGGAGCUCUUGAGCGCCUUGUUAGAUUCCGGAGUUACCAAAGAUGUUCUGAUCCAAGCGUUGGACGAUAUGGAUCCCAGCCCGAAUGGCUUUGGAGUUAAGUUGGAAAAUCUUCAGAUGUCUCCGCCAAGUUCAAAAAUGAACGGAAAUGAGUCGGAUUCAAAGCCGGUGUUUCAUACGUUGACUAAUGGGCACGGUAAGGGCAAACUGUCCGGGGACGAGGGGUCUGAAGACGGGGACGAUUUCGAUACUCCACCCAUACUAAAAGAACUCCAGUCGCUUAACACUGAGGAGGCAGCGGAACAGAGGGCAGAGGUUGACCGAAUAUUAGCCGAGGACCCGUGGCGUGCCGCCCGCAUGAUCAAAGGCUACAUGCAACAGCACAACAUCCCACAGCGCGAGGUGGUGGACGUUACGGGGCUAAACCAGUCUCACCUCUCACAGCACCUCAACAAAGGCACGCCCAUGAAAACUCAAAAGCGAGCAGCGCUUUACACCUGGUAUGUCAGGAAACAGCGUGAAGUUCUCAGACAAUUCAACCAGGCCGUGCAAGGUUCUGGCAGCAAUAUGACAGACAAAGGCAGUCAGGAUCAGGUGCUGUUUUUCUUCCCAGAGUUCAAUCCACCUGGUCAGGGAAUGGGGCAACAAGGAGAGGAGGUGGGCACUGAACCCUCCUGCAAGAAAAUGAGACGGAACCGUUUCAAAUGGGGUCCUGCGUCCCAACAAAUCCUCUACCAGGCCUAUGAAAGGCAGAAGAACCCUAGCAAAGAGGAGCGGGAGGCACUGGUUGAGGAGUGCAACAGGGCAGAGUGUCUCCAGAGGGGUGUGUCUCCAUCUAAAGCUCACGGACUGGGCUCUAACCUGGUUACUGAGGUGCGGGUCUAUAACUGGUUUGCCAACCGGCGCAAAGAGGAAGCCUUCCGUCAGAAGCUGGCGAUGGACGCCUAUAGUGGACCCAGCCACAGCAUGAACCCUCUCCUGUCUCACAACCACAGUUCUCCACAUCACCACAGUUCCCAGAACAGUGCAUCCCCACCUAGUAAGAUGCAAGUGCGCUACAGCCAACAGGGGCCUGGUGAGGUCAGCUCCUCGACAACCAUCAGUCACCACGGCAGCAACGCCAUGUCGACCAGUCAGUCUGUGUUACAGCAGGUGUCUCCGGGCAGUUUGGACCCCGGCCACAGUCUGCUGUCACCUGAUGCCAAGAUGAUCUCCGUGUCCGGCGGAGGCCUGCCACCUGUCAGCACACUGACCAACAUCCACAACUCCCACCACACGCACCAGCAGGCACAGAACCUCAUAAUGCCUCUGUCUGGGGUCAUGGCCAUCGCACAGAGCCUGAACUCGUCGCAGUCUCAGUCGGUGCCGGUGAUCAACAGCGUAUCGGGCAGCCUCGCGGCUCUGCAGCCAGUGCAGUUCUCCCAGCAGCUCCACAGUCCUCACCAGCAGGGCCUGAUGCAGCAGUCUCCCAGCCACAUGAGCCAGCAGCCCUUCAUGGCCACUGUCACGCACUCACACAGUCAGUACCUGCCUCUUAUGUACCCACACAAGCAGGAGCCCCCACAGUAUUCCCACCCGUCACGGUUUCCUUCAGCCAUGGUGGUGACCGACGCCAACAGCCUCAGUACACUCAGCUCCAUGUCGUCCAGCAAACAGGAUUCAACUGUAAACAAGAUGGUGCAACUGGGGGGUCUCUCCUGGUGUCCUCUUCAAGCUUGGUGAGAGUGCACUCCUGUCUUCCUUGAUGCCUAGCAACAGGAGCAUAUUUUUCCACCCUCUCACUGUGGUAACCAUGACAACUCCUAAUAACUGGCAACAGCCCGCACUGGAUGACGAGUCAGUCAAUAAAUCCAGAAUGGUGGUGGAUGAGGGUCAGGAGGAGGGACAUUUAAAAGGGGGGUGAGACAGACACUGCAGGUUUGCAAAUCGCCUAAACGUAGGUGGAAGAAACUGGAUUUCCUCUGACAUGCAGAUGAUCAACAAGGAUGUAUGAUUUUUAAAACACAAUCUUGUGAAAACAGUAUUCAUUUCCUUUUUCAGUGAAAAUGUGUGUGUAUAUGACAAAUCGAGGUUUCUAUGUGGCCAAUCAUUUGUGACAUUACCGAGGAACAAACAAAUGGAGCUUCACAUUAGUCUGCACAUGCUGUGUGUUACCAUAUGUACUGUAAGAAUGGACCAGGAGUGGAUGUCCAUCAGCAAGACUAACAUGACACUGUGAUCUGAUUUGGAGAGCUGAACGGAGGGUUGUUUUGGAAUAUACAAUCUGCCUCAGUCUACCCAGAUACACUGGACAGUUUUGGCGAAGCAAUGUGCAUUGAGGACUGGGUGAUUCCCUCUGGUCCAGCGCCUGGACUCACCACGGGCAGAGUUGAAGGAUAUUCUAUAUCUUGUAUCAACAGUCAUGCACAACUAUCAGAACUACUGGAUGACAAUCAUAUUACUUUGUGGAGACCAACUGUAUAAGUUUUGUAGAUAGAUAUUUCCUUUACGUAUUUACCUGCUUUGUUUGAAGGAGUCUUCCAUGAUGGUUUUUCGUGUGUAAUCUUCAUGUAACAUCAUAGUGCAGAUAAUGAUAGGGGCAAUUCGUGGUAACAGCGAGUCGCACUGAGACUUAGAUUUUCACUUUAAAAUGUACCGUAUGUCAAGGAAAAAACAAGUAUUGCAAAGUUACACAAACCCUCCUUUUGGCAAAAUCUAAUUUCACUUUAAAAACAGUUCAGGUUUUGUUUGUUAACAGAGGUUUAUCAGAUACUUUUUAAAAUAUACAUAGUACAUACUGUAUAUAUUCCUUGUACUGGAAUUUCAAUUAUAAAAGGUAUUUUAACAAUUUAUGCUAACAUUAAUUCCAACCCAGAUGAACUAGUCUUUGCCGGUAUAUUACCGUUUUACUGCAAAACUUCAUUCUAUGUUACUUUGAUGCCUUACAAGUGUCUUGAACAUCUCUAUUUGUAACAUUUCCAUUGCAAUCUAGCAAACACAGCUUUUUGUUUGGCAUACAUUUUAAAUUGAAAAAUCUGAGGUUUUGUCGCAAUUUGUUGUGGUAUAUCCCUUAUGUGUCUGAAGGAUUUAACCUUUUGUUAUUUCCCAUCAUGGGGGGGGGGGAAUUAUAGACAAUAUAUUAUUAUUUUUUAUUUUGUUCCAUUUGUAUACUGUGAUUGAAAAGAUAUGACAAUCUUUAGAACUUUGACUCAAUGUGCAUAGAAGUGAAUAUGGUUUGGCAUCAGAUCACCCACACGGGUACAGUACUGCACACUUAGACCACAGAGGAGUGACUGAGAGAGUUGUUGCUAUUGUCAGAACAGCCUGCAAAAUGAUGCAAAAUAUUACGCCAAAGUCUUGGUUUUAUCUACUGUACAUAUAUAUAGAUUCAUCAGAAAAGUAGGGCUGAAUUUAAUCCUCAUCGUUGAAGUAUCGCAUAAGAUUAAUAUUCAAAUGUAAAGGUUAUUUUCUGGAACUAAUAUGCAACUUUAACUGUUAAUGCACUUUUUGUGAGUGUGGGAACAUUGACUUCAAUUUUAAUUGAGUUACAACACUGAUCUUACUUGCUUCUUCUGCAAUACUGAUUGAAUCCAGCCCAGUUGGCCACUUAGGAUGUUAAGUAUUUAUUUGGCGCAUUUCCCUCUGCUCUAAAGAGAGAUUUAGCCUUCCAUGACUUCAUAAGCAAAGUCUGCCAACGUCAGAGAGGGUUGAUCUCCAAAUCUUUUGUCCCAAAUGUGGCCCUAUUCCUUACAUGGAGUGUUGUUGGGAGUCAAACGUAGUCCCUGUCCCAGGAUGGUCCAUCCUUCCCAGGGAGAACUCUGACUGAGCUCGUAGGGUUCAGGUUCAUAUAAGUGUUGGGACUUCACCUCCCAGACUCCAUCUCAUCGCCCACUCACUUCCUCAUUCAUGGCAUUUCAGCAUUUUGAGACACACCAUUUUUUAAUAUCCUCCAUCAUUAACUAUGCCCAGGGUUUAUGAUAAUAUUUAUAAGUAUUUGCAAGGAAAACAGUGACUUGAGACUUGUAAGUUGUGAAGGGUUGAAAGAUGAAAGUGCCUGUGUUUUGACAGCAGCCUUUGUAAUCAGCCUGAAUUCCACCAAGGUUUAGAAGUCAUGGAGGGCAGUAGAUACCCAUGGGAAGGGCUGGUCAUGUAGCCUCACAAACAGUAUUAGGCCAAAAUUAAUUCCGAUCUGCCCUUAUUAGCUAUGCAUUCACAGUUAACACUGUAUUUGUUAGCUCAAUUUAAAAUUACAUCUAAAAGUCCUCUUUAAAGUGAUUAUUCUGCGGUUCAGAUAUAGAUAUAUAUACAGUCAUGCAAUCCAGUUCCAUUUUUAUAAUGAACAUCUGUAUAGCUUACGGACUAUGUUUUCUGAAGACAUUUAUUUUCCUCUUUCUAGAUUAUAGUCAUACCCUGCCAUUGCCAAAGCAUAUGGUUUAGGCACAUUCCGAUUCCUGUUCAAUAGGUCACCACUUUGUUAUUAUUUUGUAUCAAAUAUUUCGGUUUUAAACAUACCCACUGCCAUCCAAUCAGAGGGCAUGCAGGACCAGUUUCAACUGUAGAUGAAAGACAAAGAAUUGAUUUUUUUCUUUGAUGUAUUAUUUUUGUAUAAAAUGGAAAUCAAUCUUUUAAAAUCAUUAUUUAUACUUUCUGAGAAAAUGUUAAUAUUUCGAGUAAAGAUUUUUUUCAAAAUGAAUGGAUAUAGUGUUGGUCAGUGUUUCAUGUUUCAGUGUGUCUAACUAUAAGGAUUUAUUGCUGAAGCCAUAAGAAUGGUUGGCAGGGUUACUGAAGCAGUAUAUGGUUUCUUACGCCCUUGCAAGAUAUAUAAUUAAAAUGUAAUAAGCAUUUGAGGGAAAUUGUUAUCACUCAAACCUAAUUCAAAUCAUUACUGUUUUUGUACAACAUUGACAUCCAUACUUUUUACCUUUUCACCUGACUAUUUCCUUAUGAGAAGUGUGAAAGGAAUGUAUUACUAUUGACCAGAUGUCUCCACGCCCCUCUUGCCUUUGCAAAUCAUGUUUAUUUAAGUUAUCUGAUGAACACACUGAAUUCCUAGGCAUACACAGUGUCCCAGUGUGUGUGUGUUUGUGUGCUUGUGUUUGUGUGUGUGUGUGUGUGUGUGCAUGUUCUUUGCCAGUAGGAACAAUGUGUUACACAAUGUACAUAACCCUUGAAGCAGUGAGCCCUGUUGGUACAUUUCAGUGUUUAUGACCCCCUUCAAAGAUUUGUUGUAUUUCUAUGUGAUAAGACAACAACUCCUUUGAUGUUUGUAGCUCUAAAGUGCAUUUCCGACAGGAAAGACAAUCAACUUCAUUCCACAUUGCAUCUGCAAAUGUCUUACGAGCACAGCCAAUUCUUGAAAACGUCCCCAUGUUGUCAUAAAAUUUACACUGCAGAGUAUUAUUUCAAUUUCUUGCAUGUGAGACAGACAGACAGCACAGUGUUAGUGUCAGGCCUCUCCUACUACAAUCAGAUCCCCAGGCGGAUAAAACAGCUUGAAAGUGCCAGUCUGGCGUUGUCCCUUGAGGCCACAGUAUGAGGAGUGUUACAUUGUUGUCAUGUGUGGUCUUAGUCACCAGAGAGCAUGAAGAGGGGAGUCUGCCUGCCCGCCUCCAACCUGCCUCUGCAGUCUUUUACGUUCUUUUGAUCAGGACUUUGCCUACUAAUGGUGAGAGCAAUAUCUAUAUACAUGGCUACCAAUGUAUAGAUGGUCCAGUGGUGUUGUUUAUUGAUCUGGAUACAUUGAAAUGUAUAGAAGUGAGAGUUCAGUUGUUUUAGUAUAGGACCUGAAACUGUUGAUCAUGUAUGUGUUUCUGCCUGUCAACAGUUUGACCAGUACAUACUGUUUUAUCCUGAUACAAAAUGCCAGUGAUUGAUCAGGAUAAAACAAAUGUUCUCUUCUUAUAAACAGUAAACAAGUCCACUAAAUACUUAAACACUUAAUUAUUUUCAUAAACAUG
This is a messenger RNA of Esox lucius (northern pike), 6271 nucleotides long. RefSeq names its product HNF1 homeobox Ba (gene hnf1ba). The transcript is spliced from 10 exons. Bases 297 to 2057 code for a protein of 586 amino acids. Gene Ontology annotation, biological process: positive regulation of DNA-templated transcription; pancreas development; liver development. The record is from RefSeq and is a predicted model, not a curated record. NCBI's taxonomy places the organism in Eukaryota, Metazoa, Chordata, Actinopteri, Esociformes, Esocidae. Gene Ontology annotation, molecular function: DNA-binding transcription factor activity, RNA polymerase II-specific; RNA polymerase II cis-regulatory region sequence-specific DNA binding. Gene Ontology annotation, cellular component: nucleus.